Messenger RNA from Zootermopsis nevadensis, 3023 nucleotides. RefSeq names its product adhesion G protein-coupled receptor B1. Gene Ontology annotation, cellular component: plasma membrane. Lineage: Eukaryota; Metazoa; Arthropoda; Insecta; Blattodea; Termopsidae. Gene Ontology annotation, molecular function: G protein-coupled receptor activity. Gene Ontology annotation, biological process: cell surface receptor signaling pathway; G protein-coupled receptor signaling pathway. The record is from RefSeq and is a predicted model, not a curated record.
GAAGUUAAAAGAUUCUGAACGGAAUUAACAAAUUAAUAUACAAGGAUGCCUGUCUUCAGAGGUGUUGCGAAUUGUUGUAUGGCAGAAGUUUUCCGACGUUUCAAGGUUGCUUGAAGCCCCCAUCGCCAGGCUACACGAUGCAAGGUCCCAGAAGAUAGUCUAUCAUCUUCAUAUUCACAGCUGAGGGAACCUGAAAUUCCACAAAUUAACACACAUCUAUCCGGAUUAUAAUAUUAUCCACAGAAUUCAGGCAAAUGAUCGGUGACCAUGCAGUCAAAGACGCUAAAGGUUUUGGUCCAUCUAGACACUUGGACUCGCGAGUAAAAAUUCUGCUUUGCACACUAAAUGUGUGUGCGUGUUCGCAUGUUUAUUUCGGUAGUUCCUCGUUUUGAUUAAUGUGAUUCAGAGUACAUUUAGAAGAAGCCACGACUCAAAUCUUUCUGUAGCAACAAGGAGAGAAAGCCACGAUGUCGAUAGUUCUCAUUUUAAGCAGAGUGCGUCAGUACUUCGGUCUAUAGUAAAAUGUAGCAGUGCCUCGCAUCGUUGUUUUCAACGUCGGAUGUUGCGGGUCAACGGAAGCAGAUAAUUGAUUGCAGCCAAACGCGAUUGAAGUUGCUUGAUCACAGAGGCGAAAAAUAGACGUGUCUGGUCUCCUGUAAAUUCUGAAAUCAAUAAUGGGCUAAAGUUCCCAAGAUAUUAUCUCGUGUCCUGUAGAAGGUCUUACAUCGUUUCUGUAGAUGUUAAGAUUAAUAAUUACAUAAUAUGGAAUAUCUUAACGGAAACGUAAAAAAAUUAUAUAAUUUUGCAACACGAACAGCAGAGCUCAGGCAAGUGAAAUCAUCUCAGAACCAGCAGUGUACAAAGCUAAUGACACUGUACUGUUAACUUAGAGCCAUGAGGUAACAAUACAAUGGAUCAUGUGAGAAAUGAGUACGCAGGAGACAUGGAAGUGGGCGAGUACUAUGCAGCAUAUGAGUCAUAUGAGUACCAAGACACUACUAACAAUUCAGGGUAUGAACCUGGAGUAAUUCCAGAUCCAGGUCCAGCAGUUACUAGACAGUGGAGUGAAGCUGAGGACAUUGUGUUACCUGAUGACAGCUUGGCAGACACAGAUCUGCAUGAUCAUGACCUCAUUGACAGUGUCAUGUACAUCUACUUCGGAUCAUCAUCACAUACUGAAGGAGGAGCUGGCAAACAGAUACUGAUUAUUGGAGCUGCCAUCUCUCUGGUAGCUCAGUUCUUGUCCCUGGCAACCAUUCUACGCAGAUUACGCUCCAACUCACAUGAUCCUGCAACUUUUAUUUUUAUAAACACAGAACUGUCCUUAUCUGCUUGUAACUUCAUCUUGAUGAUUAGUGCCCAGGCCACUGGAAAACAGCAUUGGUGUGAAAGUGUAGCACUGCUGCUGCAUUAUCUGCACCUAGUUGCAAGUUGCUGGUUGUUCUCAGUAGGUUUACUGGCAUAUCGACGCCUCAAUGAGGGCCCUUGUCCUUCAGGAUUGUGUCUUCACUUCACCCUAGCCUGGCUCCUACCUGCAAUACAUGUACUGGUAUGCUACACAGUGAAUCCACGUGGCUAUGAGACUCGCCACUACUGCUGGAUGUCUGUUGAGAGGGGGAUGUUGCUGUCGUACAUGACCCCAGUUGCUUCCCUCAUCUUGGCAAAUACUAUCUUGUCGGUGCUGGGGCUCAGAAUGCUGUCACGAUGUGAUGUCAGCCACAAACUCUGCUUGCUAGAAAACAUCAACACCAUUGAAGAGAUGCUGCGCAAGUCUUUGCGCUCAGCAGCCAUGCUGCUCCCAUUGUUUGCAGUGACGUGGUUCCUCGGUGUAUUGGCUUUCGAGAACUCGGCAACACUUUUCUUUCCAGUGUUAUUUGCUGCUGCUGACAUCUUUCUUAAUUGGUUCCUGUACAUAUAUUCAUCUAUAGUGCUGCCUCCAUUGCUGAUAUUACAAGAGGAACAGCCUGACAACAAGACUUGUGAUAUUGAACCACUUUUGUCCCCUGACAUAACACCUAUUCACACAUCAAGCCUUGCACAUCCAAUUACUGCAACUACCAAUGGGGGGGAGCUACUGGAACUCAGACUUGAUUCUAUAAGUACUAUCAGCUCAUAAAUAAUUUGGCAUUGUACUCUAAAAGAUUUUAUCCAUUAAUUCAUGAAGAAUGUCUUCAGAAGUCUCCCUUUUCAGCUGAACAUCAGUGUCUAAAUACAGAGUUCAUGGAAAUAAAUACAAACAGCUAAGUGAAUUCAUAAAGAUCCAUACAACUAAGGUCACUGGCAGUGAUUUAACUAAAGAAUAGUUUCUGGGUAUUCACUUUACUAAUAAAGACAUCAAAAAAUAAGUAUUAUAAUUUUACGAUGAUUUUAGAAAUUCAUUUAGUGCUUUGUAAACUACAGAUGUACAUACCUUACAGUGAUCUGCUUACAAUAUAUUGUGCCACUGAAUGCUUGAAGAUUCUCUAAGUCUAUUAGUGAGCUCUUGGACAUUCACAUAAUCCUUGCAGAUCUCCAACUUGAAGUUAUUAAACAUUCUACUUAAAUUUAUGAGGACUGGCAUUUGGAGCUCUAAAUUAUCCAGGAAGAAGUUCUUGAAAAUCAUGUAGACAGUUAAUGGAGAUACCAUUCUUGGUGUUGAAACAAACCUACAGAGGUUUCAUGAAGAUACAGUUCUUGGUACCGUAACAAUAAACAUUUGAAAAUCAAUUCAACACUAGCUUACAAUGUAACCUUUAACAGGUCACUUUGAUUCUUGAAUAAUUCUAACAUAAACUUUUUGAAACCUGAUACAGAUAAUGAAACUUGAACAAUAAACUCCCAAAGACCCACACAAACCUGGACUUCAAGAGGUGAACUUCUGAAGCCCAUUUUAAUAGUUAUGAAGAUAUGCAACAUUAAGCUUAGAUUUGUAUAAAUUAUGUGAGCCUUAUAUACUGUGUAAUGUCUAUCAGAAUCCUGAAUAUUAAGUGUAUUUAAUUAUAAUUAAGGAACAUGAUGUGAAUGGAAACAUUUUAUUUUCUGCA